GGAGUGUCAAAUUCAAUAUGAAAACGGAUGUUGAGCGAUGUAAACUAUGGGAUACUCGUGUUGCUCGUAAUUUCUCAUUGGAGCGAUCGAUCGCGCAAUUCGCGUAAUUGCACUGGAGAGCUGCGUCGAACAUGUUGAUCUACGAUGUGUUGCAUAAAGAGAAGGUGUAUCAUAUUGUCGCCAACGAUCUCAGGAACUUGGGCGUCAAGUAUCGCUUCAAGAAGAGCAUGCUUAAGAGCGAGAGGCCCGAGUCGUGUAAGCACGUCUCCAAGAGAGUCUUCAAGACACCCCUAUUUUACCAAGCCCUGGACAUUGUGAAUUUAUCGUCGGGUGGUACAGUCCACGUCCCCGUGUUCGUGGUCCAAGCGUCGACCUUCCUAGGGAAGUACAUCGCGCAGGAAGGCCUCUUCAGGAAGGCUGGCUCUCACGCGCGACAAAAAGAACUGAUGUCUCGUCUGGACAACGGCGGCAGCUUGGGAGAAAAGAGUCACGCAAUCGACGUUGCCAACUGCUUGAAAUCUUUCUUCCGUAACUUGCCGGAGCCGUUGAUUCCGUAUCCAUAUCAUGAUCUGUUUGUGCACUGCGCGCUCUUAAAGAAUUGUCGAAUACAGGCAUUGUUGUUGGCGUGCGUACUGUUACCGCCGUAUCACUUGAACACCUUGGCCUUUUUUAUGGAAUUCCUGAAGAAGGUCUCCAUGUACGAGAAGCAGAACAAGAUGAGUAUUGAAAACUUGGCGAAAGUUAUCGGCCCGAACAUCAUGCCUCUACAAGAUACGUCCAUGUCAGCUGUGCAGAAUAGAUUGCAAAUGCAUUUAUCCAUUAUCAAGAUUCUAAUCGAGAAUUCAGAGAACAUUGGUAUUCUACCGUCUCACAUUGCGCAAAGUAUUUCCGUCGAAACGAGUGGUAGCACGGACAACGGAUUCGAUUCAUUUCAACUACGUGGAAAAUCCAAAAAAAAGAAGCAUCGUAGUGGAAGUCUUACGCGAAUGUUCAAUGGCUUAAAGAAAAUGGUUGGAAAAGGUAUGGAUGAUGUACCUACCAUCAGCCAUCAACAGCCUCCUGUGCAGUUAAACGUGUCUUCAAACAAAUUUACCAAGAAACGGAAAGUAAUCGAGAGAGAGCAUCCCUCGAGUAUAAAGAAAAAGCGAAUGGCUGAUAAACUGGACAAGUCAAAGAAAUUGAGACUGAGUUUGGAUAAAUUUGUACCAAAGAAUAAACAAAAGAACACGGAUGCUGAUUUAUCAGACUCGUCUGCGAAUAAUUACAAGCUGUGUAACGAAAGACGUUGGAGUUCAGUAAGCAAUUCUUUUGAUGCACGUAAAAUACGUAAAUGUAGCGAUGGGAUAUUGCAUUUCGGAUCAAUGAAAUAUGAAUCGCCAAAUAAUAACUUUCAGCAAGAAUUUGAGGACGUGUUUACCGACGCCACUGUAGAUUUAUCAGAUGACGGUGGCGAGUGGGAGGACCUGCUGGUGAAAGUAAAAAAUCAUCGCAGAAGCGGCGAGCCAUGGCAUAAAAUUAAUGCGAGCACAAAUUCGAGGAAAUUGAACGGCGCGGACGAAAGCGAUAACGUGUGCCUGCUGAUGCCUGAGGAGAAGAAGACCGAUUUCGAAGAAUUUAAUGCAUCCCUGCCCCAUGUCGAUGGAGUGUCUUUAUCAAGCGAAGAUCAAUGCGAAGAGGAUUAUGUUAGAAUUCCAAAAAGCGAAUAUGAAGAUAUAAAGAAUCGAGUUUCUGCAAUCGAAUCGCGUAUUUCGCAGGAAUUUAAGUCUAUAUACGACGAAAAGAACGAUAUAACUACACAUUUGGUGAAUAAAGUGCAAACAGCGUACGAGAAGACGCUAGAAGAGGCCAGUAUCGAAAGUACCCUGACAAGCGAUUAUUUAGCGAAGAAACUGAGCAAGGAAUUAAAGAUCAGAAGGUCAGCAGAACAGAAGAUAAUAAGGUCCCCAAGUGCAAGAAAAAUUGGAAUAUUAAGGAGACGUUCGCAAGAGAAGGUCGCAAGCAAACGCGUUAGGCGAACUGCCUCGUGGCAUAUUUCACCAGACUUCAACUUACAACAUCGCAUUCAACUCGAAAGACAAGUAAAUGUUUGUCCCGUAGAAAAGCAAUCAAUCUUUUCUAGCAAAUAUUUCGAGGAGCAGACCUACUCUGCAGAAAGGUAUAAUAAUGUUACUCCCAAUCAAAUGAAUGCGUUGAUUUCACGUUCGGAACAACGUAAAAUCUCAAACAACAGCAAUGACAUGAAUCUUGGACUUAAAGAUCCAUGUUUAACGAAUAAUCGUACGAGCACAUUUGUACGUAGAGCGUCAUCUUUCCACGGAAAAGACUUUGUAGACAAUUCGUCCUACUUUGAUAAAAAACUCGAUGACUCGAAGAAGAGCAACAGUUAUCAGAAUAUAGCGUUAAAUAAUGAUUACUCACAGAAGGAUGACACCGUUUCCGAGUGCUUAAAAGAAGUAUCUUGGAAGGAUGCGGAUAAAUAUUUAAAAUCAGCGACUCGAACGAACACGCCAGUUCCGCAAACUGGUAGAGCGUCGGUCGCAAAACUUCGAGCACAGAAUGCUGGUAUGGUGCUAGCGCAAGCGAGAUUGUUUGACGAAUGUACAAGCAAGGCGUCCGAGUUUGCGCACGACAACGUAUCGAGAAAGAAGCAUUGUCGUGAUAACGUGAAUAAACGUUCACCGAAUAUAGCUAGAGAAAUGGACGCGAACGGUGAACGCUUCAAGCAGUCUCACAAGCGAACGCAAGCCUCGCGAAAGCAAUCCAAUAAGGAUCUGAAAAGUACAAAUUGUCACGCAACGCUGUCUCCAUCGCUACAAAUGAAGACGCAGACAGCAGACGACGUGUCAUUAAAACCACUUGAAGAACGAACGGAUUACCGUUCCGCACAAAAAUUGGAGUUACAAAAUCGGAAGCUCUCGACCAAGGAUCCAAGUUUACGUCAAACUUUCGCGAAAGACAGAGCGAUCAAUGUCACGGAGAGUCAUCGGAAGGAAAAUACUGUUGCGAAAACUUGGCCGCUAAAAGUGCCUAUCAGCGCGAUGCUGGAAAGUUCAAGCACGUCUCCUUACAAACCAGACGUCAGCAGAACGCCACACAUCAAGCGACCGUUGACAGUAAAGACCCCAAAAAGUUCCAAGCUAGUGCGUAGACCACCGGUUGACACGCGUAGAACACCACUGAGAGCUACGGCGCAGUUGGGAACCCCGAAGCAUCAAAGUCCUAAAAGUAUCUUGAAAACGAGAAAUCUCAGUAUGCACACUUGACAGAUAUGCGAAUCACACGGAUGUACAAUGUUAAAUUAUCGCCUAUGCCUUAUUCUUAUAUUCGUAUUAUUUUAAGAAAGUACAAUCCCUUUAUGCAUUAUAUAUAUACAUAUAUAUUUUUAUAACUAAUAUUUUGAGCUGUAUAUUAAAUACGUAUAUUAACAGGAUAUACACAAAAAGUUGUAGGAAUACAAUAUUACACGUGGAACUGAUAAUUUAAGCAUAAAUGUUUAAAAUCACAUGCCAUGACGAGAAUAGUAUCGUGUAGACGAGACACAAAUCGCAAAUUCAAAGAUAUUUUUUCUACGAGGUACAUUUUUCUCCUAAGAUUUAGGAAAUUCACUUUUAAAAGAAAUGAACAAGAUAUGAAAAUGUUACGCGAAUUAUUUUUAAGACCUAGUCAUCGCAUACAUCUCUCAUUUACACGCAAUUCUCAUUACGUUCUCAUUGUUCAUUAAUAUAUAUAUAUAUACACACACGAUACAAAUUAUUAUAACAUGUGAAAUCGUAGAACGUACCUAUUAUCAUGAAACUGAUUAAAUCGUUACUUAAUUUA
Messenger RNA from Ooceraea biroi (clonal raider ant), 3819 nucleotides. RefSeq lists its product as uncharacterized. Gene Ontology annotation, molecular function: GTPase activator activity. Gene Ontology annotation, biological process: signal transduction. NCBI's taxonomy places the organism in Eukaryota, Metazoa, Arthropoda, Insecta, Hymenoptera, Formicidae. The record is from RefSeq and is a predicted model, not a curated record.